Messenger RNA from Rotaria sp. Silwood2, 429 nucleotides. The record is from the annotation of a GenBank genome assembly. NCBI's taxonomy places the organism in Eukaryota, Metazoa, Rotifera, Eurotatoria, Philodinida, Philodinidae.
AUGAAACUUCAUAGACCAUUAUCACAUGUAAAACAAAGUGAUCAUAAUAUGCCGACAAUUUCUCAGAAGACAAUGGAUACUAAAUUUAUUGUAGUACUUUUUUGUGUUGAAACUGGAGCUUGGGGUUUUAAUAGUAUUCAUUUUAUUUAUUAUUAUGCUUCUGCAAUAAAAUUAUUAGUUUUAUUAACACUUGCAUUGCAUACACUUUUAAUGGUUAUUAUCUAUGAACGUGAUUAUAUAAAUAUAAAACAUUGUAAUGAAAACAGUCGUUUAAUACGUGGAGAAAAUCUUUUUACUUAUGUUGUUCUUACGCGACAAGCUGAACAUAUAGCACCAUCGGAAGACUCGACUCUUAUUACAAAACAAAAUUUAUCACCAGCUGAAAGUUUUGAAACUGUUAAUCAAGAAUUUAUAAAAGAGUUUAUUUAA